Molecule: messenger RNA, 1773 nt
Organism: Oppiella nova
Lineage: Eukaryota; Metazoa; Arthropoda; Arachnida; Sarcoptiformes; Oppiidae
Source: the annotation of a GenBank genome assembly
AUGAGUGACGAGUUUUGCUAUUAUCUGCCGUACAUUACGGCCAACGAUGCCAACCAUGAGAUUAAGACAUUGAUAUUGUCAGAUACAGUCACCUAUAAUAUGUAUCACACAUGGAUAACACUGGCGCCGGGAAUUGUGUGGUCAAUGUUUUUGGGCACCUGGAUCGACAAAUACAUAAGCGGUCGCAAAGCUAUAUUCAUUGUGGGCUCAAUCACCCAAACCAUGGAAGCGGCCAUAAAUACAUUGAAUUCAUAUUAUUUCGAUAGCACACUUCCAUUGGGAGUAUUUCUUUCAGGGAAACUCAUAAAUCUGAGUCCAGUCGGAGGUAACGGACAGUUACAUAACACGGGACUUAUAUUCUUCAUCAGCAGUUGCGUUGCAUUUCUAGCCUUCAUUUGGUCUGUAUUUGCAAUUAAUCAACAAAAUGAUAAACAACUCUUUGAGAAGUAUUUCAGUGAACAUUUGGGUCUUAUAGACACAGAGGAUACCACUUCUGGCGCUGAAAGCAAUGAUAAUAACAAUAAAAGUAGUGAUAAUAAUAAUAAUGACAGAAAAGAGUUGGAAAAUAAAAAGCAAAACAUAGGGAAUGAAACCAAACAUCCCUUAAGACUAUUGUUUGAUAUAAACAACGCUAAAGACAUAGUAACCACUUGUACUAAAAAGCGACCAAAUUAUGUGCGAGCACAAAUAUGGUUAAUAAUCGGUGCCAUGUUUUGUGGUUAUUUCAUAGCGGCAGCACCGGGAGCUUUCUUUUUCCAGUUCAUCGAAAAGGUGUACUACUGGGACGCCUCCACUUUCACGCAAAUUAGUUCAAUGGGAAUGAUUGUCAACUCAAUCAUCAUUAUAUUCUUGACACCACUUUUGAUUAAAGUAUUGAAACUCAACGAAAUGUUUUUGGCUAUAAUUGGAUUCUUCGGUGCAUUUCUACAUAUGAUAGCAUUGGGUGUUAUAUUGUCUCCAAUCGGAUAUCUACUAGCAAUCCUGUUUGGUUGUACGGGUACUUUAGGGCCGGUAGGCUUUAAGACUCAUUUGUCUAAUAUAGUAGAGCCGUCAGAAUUGGGGAAAGUAUUCACUCUAAUGGGUGUCAUCGAUGGUUUCGCACCACUAAUCGCUUCCUCUAUCUUCACGAUUAUAUUUGAGAAGACAAUAGACUCGUCAAUACCCGGCACUUGUUUUCUUAUAUUAGCCGCCAUAACAUUGUUAACUGUUAAAUUCAGUAUUAAUAAUUUACAUGGUGACAUACAAUAUGCGCCGGUAGUCAAGACAAGGAGUGGUCAAGUAAGGGGUAUUGUCAAAGACUUGGAUGAUGGCACUCAACUCUAUUUAUAUGAUGGCAUUCCUUAUGCCGAACCCCCUCUAAAUGAGUUGCGAUUCUCAAAGCCUGUCCCAAAGUCAAGCUGGACCGGUGUAUACGAUGCCAUCAAAUAUCGUAACUCAUGUAUACAACCGGACAAAUUAGAGCCAGAUAAUAACAUUCCCGAGGAGUCCUACCACAGCGAGGACUGUCUAUUCUUGAGCGUAUGGACCCCUAAUCACACCCGUCCUGAUGGCCAAAAGAGAGCUGUCCUCUACUGGUUCUAUGGCGGAGGCUUUGAAACGGGAACCAUAUUCUCAUUGGCCACUGAUAUGCGAUAUUUAUCUGUUUUGGGUGAUGUGGUGGUGGUGGCCGUGAACUACCGAUUAGGACCCUGGGGUUUCCUAUAUGCCGGCACCGAAGACGCAGCUGGAAAUAUGGGACUCUAUGACCAAUUGCUUGGACUUAAAUGGGUUAAC